This is a messenger RNA of Indicator indicator, 2109 nucleotides long. RefSeq names its product peptidylprolyl isomerase domain and WD repeat containing 1 (gene PPWD1). The transcript is spliced from 11 exons. Lineage: Eukaryota; Metazoa; Chordata; Aves; Piciformes; Indicatoridae. Bases 1 to 1887 code for a protein of 628 amino acids. Gene Ontology annotation, molecular function: protein binding; peptidyl-prolyl cis-trans isomerase activity. Gene Ontology annotation, biological process: protein peptidyl-prolyl isomerization. The record is from RefSeq and is a predicted model, not a curated record.
AUGGCGUCGGCCGACACGGAGCGUAAGCGAAAACAGCAUGAUGCGGAGGAGAGCGACGAGACGGCGGCAGCAGAGGAGGAUGAGGAAGAGCGCUGGGUCGGGCCGCUCCCAGGAGAGGCCGCGCAGACGAAAAAGAGAAGAGUUCUUGAAUUUGAACACAUUUACCUUGAAAAUCUACCAUGUGCUUCGAUGUAUGAACGCAGUUACAUGCACAGAGAUGUCAUUACGCAUGUAGCAUGUACUAAGACAGAUUUUAUCAUAACAGCCAGUCAUGAUGGACAUGUAAAAUUCUGGAAAAAAAUAGAAGAAGGGAUUGAAUUCGUUAAACACUUCCGGAGUCACCUAGGUGUUAUUGAGAGUAUUGCCAUUAGUUCAGAGGGAGCAUUAUUCUGUUCAGUUGGAGAUGACAAAGCAAUGAAGGUGUUUGAUGUGGUCAACUUUGAUAUGAUCAACAUGCUGAAACUUGGCUACUAUCCAGGCCAAUGUGAAUGGGUGUAUUGCCCUGGAGAUGCCGUAUCUUCUGUUGCAACAUCUGAGAAGAGCACAGGAAAAAUAUUCAUAUAUGAUGGACGAGGAAAUAACCAGCCACUUCAUGUGUUUGAUAAACUCCAUACAUCUCCUCUUACUCAGAUACGACUGAACCCUGUCUACAAAGUAGUAGUGUCUUCUGACAAAUCUGGAAUGAUUGAGUACUGGACUGGUACUCCUCAUGAAUAUAAAUUUCCCAAGAAUGUGAACUGGGAGUAUAAAACAGAUACCGAUCUAUAUGAAUUUGCUAAAUGCAAGGCUUACCCAUCCAGUUUAAGUUUUUCACCUGAUGGCAAGAAAAUGGCCACUCUUGGGUCUGACAGAAAAGUUAGAAUUUUCCGUUUUCUGACUGGGAAGCUCAUGAGGGUCUUCGAUGAAUCUCUGAGUAUGUUUACUGAACUUCAGCAGAUGAGACAACAACUACCAGACAUGGAGUUUGGCCGACGUAUGGCAGUUGAGCGUGAGCUGGAGAAAGUGGAUGCAGUAAGAUUAAUUAAUAUAAUUUUUGAUGAAACUGGACACUUCGUUCUGUAUGGAACAAUGUUGGGCAUUAAGGUCAUAAAUGUCGAGACUAACAGGUGUAUUCGUAUCUUGGGAAAACAAGAGAACAUCAGAGUGAUGCAGCUAGCAUUGUUCCAAGGAGUAGCAAAGAAACAUCGUGCUGCAAUCACUAUAGAGAUGAAGGCAUCUGAAAAUCCCGUUCUCCAGAAUAUCCAGGCAGAUCCUACAGUAAUCUGCACUGCUUUUAAAAAAAACAGGUUUUAUAUGUUUACUAAACGUGAACCAGAAGAUACAAAGAGUGCAGAUUCUGACAGAGAUGUAUUUAAUGAGAAACCUUCCAAAGAAGAGGUCAUGGCAGCCACUCAGGCUGAAGGUCCCAAAAGAGUUUCAGACAGUGCCAUUAUCCACACAAGCAUGGGAGAUAUUCAUAUCAAGCUUUUUCCUGUUGAGUGCCCCAAAACAGUGGAAAACUUCUGUGUACACAGCAGAAAUGGUUAUUACAAUGGACACAUAUUUCACCGUAUCAUCAAGGGUUUCAUGAUUCAGACUGGUGACCCAACUGGUACAGGAAUGGGAGGUGAAAGUAUUUGGGGAGGAGAAUUUGAAGAUGAGUUUCAUUCAACUUUACGACACGACAGACCAUAUACUCUCAGCAUGGCUAAUGCAGGACCAAAUACUAAUGGAUCUCAGUUUUUUGUAACAGUGGUUCCAACUCCAUGGCUAGACAACAAGCACAGUGUGUUUGGACGGGUGACUAAAGGAAUGGAAGUUGUUCAGAGAAUCUCAAAUGUAAAAGUCAAUCCCAAAACUGACAAGCCCUAUGAGGAUAUCAGCAUCAUUAAUAUCACAGUGAAGUAAGAAAGGAGGUGAAGGUUCCAGCUUCCAGUGGACAAAAACUAAAGCUCAGUUCCAGAAAAAGCUUGGCACCAUAGGACCCUAAGAAGGACCUAUAAAGAACAAAACCAUUUUUGAUAAUUUCUAGAUAUAAGAAUUGCCAGGACAGAACAAUCACUAGUUGUACUAUUUUUAAUGUACCUAAAGUGCCCUAACAUUGUAUUUCCAGUAAUUUUGUAUUUUAAA